Messenger RNA from Seminavis robusta, 1054 nucleotides. Lineage: Eukaryota; Bacillariophyta; Bacillariophyceae; Naviculales; Naviculaceae. The record is from the annotation of a GenBank genome assembly.
AUCCUGUCAUCGGACCAAUUGGCUUGACCAGAGCCACGUAGGCUCAAAGAAGGAAGGAUUGCAAGAAAAAAGAAGCUCCAAUCUUGAAGCCAAAUGUUAGUUAGACACUGCUGACAUCCGCACAAAACUCAACCAGGAGGACCUGAGAAGAAAAAACAAAAGAAAAUAACUUUGUUCUGUCGAAUUUUGAUCCACCAUGAGAUUUUCCUUCUUGACUGCCUUUGUUCUUGCUGCUUCGGCCGCUGAUGCCUUUGCCCCAGUGAAAAGCCCAAACCGAAGCACUGUCCGGCUGGCCCACCCUUAUCCUGAUCCUCAGUCCCUGGAAAGCAGCCCUGCCAGCAAAUAUGGUGAUCCCACAGCUGUUGGACCUUCCAUUGCCCCAUGGAAGGAUGUGAACGCAUGGCCUGACAAUCGGCCUCCAGCCCCUGCAAUGAGUGUUGCUCCCAGGGGCGGCAUGACCCAAGGUGUGAAGCCAGUCACCAGCACAGUUCCAGCUGAGAAAUUCGAAUACAAAGUCCCCGUCCCACUGAAGAAACCACGCCUUCCCAAGAAUCAAGGUGGCCACUUUCGUCCUGCCCGUGUGAUGGAGAGUAGCGAAGGCUACAUUGGAGGCAGUGAUCUUGGAGUUACCCUUUUGCGAGGAGAAGCUGGUGUGGGGCACAUGGAACCUUUCUGUACAACCCUUCAGGAAGGUGUCAUGGAUUACCUUGGACAUUAGAUAGAAGGAGAGUUCGAAGGCAAUGCCUGAGAGCUCAUGAGAGGGAGACACGUUUAAAAGAAGGAGUCAUGGAUUACAUUGGACAUUAAACAAAAAAAGCAAUUCCAAAAGGUAAGUCCAUGAGAGGGAGACGUGGAGAGAGAGAGAGAGAGAGAGUUCUACAGAGAACGAAUGAGAAGAGUGAAAGGAUCUGCUGUGAUGUUGAAGCAACCCCUUGCUUGAUGGUUUGUAGCAGUUGAUUUUGUAUGAAUGCAUAAGAAGAUGUUGGGUUUCUCCAAUACUGUACAGAAUAAAAAGAAUGUAUAAGUCGCAGAAACUCAAAAUGAACUUGGGCCA